Messenger RNA from Sitodiplosis mosellana (orange wheat blossom midge), 3151 nucleotides. RefSeq names its product peroxidasin (gene cd). The transcript has 10 exons. Gene Ontology annotation, molecular function: heme binding; peroxidase activity. Gene Ontology annotation, biological process: response to oxidative stress. NCBI's taxonomy places the organism in Eukaryota, Metazoa, Arthropoda, Insecta, Diptera, Cecidomyiidae. Bases 372 to 2810 code for a protein of 812 amino acids. The record is from RefSeq and is a predicted model, not a curated record.
UGGUUGGCUACAGUCAAACCGAAGGAAUGUUGUCACCAUGAUCGGCACCAAUCGGUCAGACUUUGUAUCGGUGGCUUUACUGUACGUGCACGUAUUUGAGUGAACAAAUGCCUUCUUAUAUGAUUGCAUUACAUACACGAUAUUUGAUACAUUGAUGGUGAGGAAAUGUUGUGUUUCAUUUAUGUCGAGCAAUCUAUCAUUAGAAUUCCGUCUAAUAAUUUUUGUAGGUGAUUUUAGUUGAAUGAUAGCUUCGGUUUAGCGAACACCGACACUUCGAGCGAGCUUGAAUAUAGAAAAAGAAACGGUUGUUCUUUGGUUUUGAAUUUUGUUUUAAGUGUACAAGCGCGCAUCUCACUGGAUCGAUUACGGAAAUGGUUGACGAAAGGACAUCUCUAUUCACCAAUUCGAGAAGUGAAACAUCAUAUGCGGUUCCAGGACGUUUUACACGCACCAAAUCCGAUCGCUUCAAUCGAUUGCAAUUCUGCAUUUGGACUUCAUUUCUAGCCGCGUUCAUUUUGGCGCUGGUCAUUACGAUAGCCGUUGUGGUAACGAGAAACAGUGAAGAUGAUACAAAUGAAGAAAAUAUGCAAAAUACAAAUCCAGCUCAGGCUGUGAAUUCUGCUGAAUUUUUCACCUUGAUGCAAUCAUUUCGUGGACCCAUUCCCGAUGAACAGCCGAUAAAUUGGACACUACCCAUACCGAGCGAUGAGGAGAUAAAACAAGCGCUAAACGACGGAAUGAUUGCACUUGGCAAUCGUGAGCUGUUUGAAGAAAACCUACAAGUUGUACCAGUCAAUACGCCAUCGUUUAGACAUCAACGAGCGGUUAGUACAACGGCUGAUGCAAGGAAACUUACGAAACGUGGUUAUAUCGAAGAUCAUGCCACAAAUUCCCUGGCCAAGCGAAAUGCAUACGAAAAACCAAAUGGACGUCAUAGCAUUGGCAAAGGGCCGGAAAUCAAAUUGGAAACGGCCAAAAGUGAGCGACAAAAAUGUGAUUUCAAUGCAAAAUAUCGUGUGCCAAAUGGAAGCUGCAACAAUAAACGGUGUCCAUUCGAAUGUGGUGUAGCUUAUACACCGUUUCGUAGAGCUUUGAAUCCAGACUACGCAGACGGAAUAUCCGCGCCCAGAGAAAGUCAUACGGCGAAUAAAUUGCCAUCGGCUAGAAAUGUAUCUCUAUCUGUACACAGACCAUCAUAUUCAAUUGAUCCGGAGUUUACCGUAAUGGUGGCGGUGUUUGGACAAUUUUUGGACCAUGAUUUGACUGCCACAGCUUUGAAUCAAGGUCAAGACAAUGAACCCAUCGACUGUUGUGCUGAAACGGGUGAUUUGCAUCCAGAGUGUUUCCCAGUGGUAUUGGGUCCAGGUGACCCAAAUUUCGAUUUAUAUAAUAUAACUUGUAUGAAUUUCGUGCGAUCGGCGCCGGCACCAACCGAUCGAUUUGGUCCAAGACAACAGCUCAAUCAAGCGAGUGCAUAUAUUGACGGGUCGGUUGUGUAUGGAUUCACUGAUGAAAAAGUCGAAUCACUACGACAACACAAAGGCGGUUUGCUACGAAUGUAUUAUACAUCGGACAAUCGAACUUUAUUGCCCGUAUCAACUGAUCCGCAGGAUGGAUGCAAUGAUGAAGAACAAAAUGCUAAAGGUCAAUACUGUUUUGAAUCGGGCGAUACACGAGCUAAUGAGAAUUUGCACUUGACUUCGAUGCAUCUCAUUUGGGCACGUCAUCACAACUAUAUUGCCAGCGAAUUGGAAAAAAGAAAUUCACAUUGGAGUGAUGAAAAAUUGUUCCAAGAAGCAAAACGAAUCGUUGCCGCCCAAUUACAACAUGUUACGUAUAAUGAAUUUUUGCCGGUGGUCUUAGGGCAAAGCUACAGCGAUAGAAUUGGUUUGACGUCAGAGCCCGAUUCGGAGAAAGAUACUUAUGAUGAAUCGAUUGAUGCUUCAAUUGCAAAUAUCUUUGCUGCAUGUGCUUUUCGCUUUGCACAUACUUUGAUACCCGGAGUAAUGAAUACGUCUAGAGACUUGGAUAAUCCCAACACAAUUGCCUUACACCAAAUGCUCUUCAAUCCGUAUUCAUUGUGGACAGCCGAAGGUUUGGAUAACGCAAUUGGAGCAGCGUCGGUGACGCCAUUAGCGCGAUCCGAUCAAUAUUUUACAACUGAAUUGACCGAAAAAUUGUUUACCGACCCAAAUGAUGUUGUGCAACCAACUGCAAAUCAACGAAACGUUUGCGGUUUGGAUUUGGUGUCGUUGAACAUUCAGAGAGGGCGAGAUCAUGGUCUGCCAGCAUAUCAUGAAUGGCGACGACAUUGUAAACUACCAUCCGUGGAUACGUGGGAAGAAAUGGCAUUUGCUGUUGAUAUUGAUUCACUGGAAACUAUAAGACGAAUUUUCGGAGAUGCAGAAAAUGUGGACGUUUACACUGGUGCACUGAGCGAACCGCCAAUGGAAGGUGCAAUCGUUGGACCACUGUUAUCCUGUAUAAUAACCGAUCAAUUUCUACGCUUGAAAAGAGGCGACUCUCACUGGUACGAACGCAGAAUUGGCCCACAGAGUUUUACACGAGAACAACAAGCACAAAUUUAUGGCACUACAUUGGCAGCGAUAAUAUGCCGAAACUCGGAUGCAGUUAAUACCGUCCAAAAGUGGGUAAUGAAGCGAAUCGAACGAGAUAAUCCGAUAGUUUCGUGCUCCGAAAUCGACACAUUCUCAUUGGACGCCUGGACGGAGGAGCCAUAUCGUAAAAGUUUCGUGUCUGUAGCAACAAACCCGAUGCAAACCUUCAUUAGAACGAUGGCAAAGAAUUAAUCAUAGGCGAAUCAAGUGUUGAUUCUUAGAAAAAUAACACACACAAUUCUUUUAUACCAAUUUUUCUAAACCUUUCCCUCAACUCGACUCGUAUCACGCAAUAAUUGAAAUUACGGAAAACAUUUAGUUUUGGGCACAUUCCGAAUGUGAACGAGAAGAAAAACGGUAAUUUAUGACAUACAUUUGUGUGAGUUGUUGUUUGAGAUUCAGCCGAUGUUUUUUUUUACAUUCCAAAUAAUAAUUAGAGUGUUUUUGAAUAACAGAGAAAAAAGUAAGAAUCACGAAAUAAAUUACAAUUCGAUAAAUAAAGUUUGUGUUACGGUUUUCUUAAAAUGGGGCAU